AGACUGAACCACGGUUUGGUAAAAACAUGUUGGUAAAAACAAGUUUUUACUUUCAAAAUAGCCAACUAUUCACAUUCCAAUGUGGAUGUACUACAGGCACCAUGUUUUGACUGGCUGUUUUGAAGUGAUGUCCCUGAAGGAAACAGUGACCCGGACUUGAAUGAUGUAACGACACAGAUAUGCAGAUAGCUUUACUACUCCACUCUUAAAAUGGGCUUUUAGAAAGUCCUAAACAGAUUUCUUAAAUUCAAUCGCACCUUAUCCAAUAAUUUUUUUCUUACGCCAUAAGGUUGUCCUCUGCACAUGUUGAAAUACCACACCUUAUCACCUAGAUAUCAGAAUAGACACAGAUGUUCCAUUUGUGUGUGUCUGUGUCUGUCGGUCCUAUGCUUACCUCUAUUGUCAUGCAACGGUUCCCCAAUUCCACGGAAAGGGGGGUUGUAGGGGUGGUACUCCUUUCCUCAGGGUUGGGGGAGGAGGUAGCUUGGGGCCUGAUAAGAGGUCUGGGAAGGCCAGCAGUGGGCAGACAGGUUUGUGGAUCCCACCCAUAGCUGGUUCAUUCACUGUGGAGGAGGCUGCUGUUGUUUGACCAUGACUGGUGUGCAGACGGAGAUUGCCCUGUGCAGUCGGCCUUGGAGGGRACCCUUCCACAUCUAUGGUGGACUGGCAUGCAACUCGCUCAUGGCUGACUUGUGGUCAGACAGGACCCCUCUUCACGAUGCUGCCUACCAGGGUAGACUCCUGAUCCUGAGGACUCUGGUCUCACAGGGGUUUCCUGUGGACAUGCUGACAAUGGACAGGGUCUCUCCCCUCCACGAGGCCUGCCUCGGAGGACAUUACGCCUGUACCACGUUCCUACUGGAGAAUGGGGCCAAUGUGGAGAUGGUAUCGACUGAUGGAGCCACACCCCUCUUCAAUGCCUGCAGCAGUGGGAGUGUUGCCUGUGUCAGACUGAUUCUACAGCACAGCCCCAACACACAUGCUGUCCAUCACCUGGCAUCACCCAUCCACCAGGCUGCAAAGAGAGGUCACAGGGAGUGUCUAGAGGUGUUGCUGUCCCAUGGAUUCCACAUAGACCUGGAGCUGCCUGGUGUGGGAACCCCUUUGUACACAGCCUGUCUGGCCCAGGCCACCGACUGUGUGGAGAGACUGCUGCAAUCAGGUGUUGAUGUCCAGGGUGGGUGUGGUCAUGACACACCAUUACAUGCUGCAGUGCUAGGGGGAGAAGUCAGGAUGGUGGAGCUUCUGAUGGACUACGGGGCUGAUGGGAGUUGUAGGAAUUCAGACGGGAAGACUCCUCUGGAGCUGGCAGCUUGCGACAGUACAGUCAGAACUACAAUACAGAAAAGAGGUCCCUGCACUCUUUCUCAGCUGUGUCGGUUCUGCAUUCGGAGAAGUUUGGGACAUGCUCGUCUGGACAGAACAUCAGCCCUCUUCCUCCCUUACAGACUCCAGGCUUUCCUGCUUUACCAGUAACACUGAAACUGCAACUUUGUUACAAAUGUUUGGUAAUUUGUAUUUUUUUAUAUCUAUUUUAAUCAACUUGUUCAAUGUUUUUAGCAGUGAGUUGGUGACUGAACAAAUGAAUGGUUUUGUUUUUCUUGGUUUAAUAGAAAUUGGGUUGACUGACUUUUGUAGCUUUUCUCAGGAUGCUGUAUUUGUCUAAUAAAAUGAUCAUAUUCAACAUAUCCAAAA
This is a messenger RNA of Salvelinus sp. IW2-2015, 1695 nucleotides long. RefSeq names its product ankyrin repeat and SOCS box containing 11 (gene asb11). Gene Ontology annotation, molecular function: protein binding. NCBI's taxonomy places the organism in Eukaryota, Metazoa, Chordata, Actinopteri, Salmoniformes, Salmonidae. The record is from RefSeq and is a predicted model, not a curated record. Gene Ontology annotation, biological process: intracellular signal transduction; protein ubiquitination; positive regulation of protein catabolic process.